Messenger RNA from Micromonas commoda, 1404 nucleotides. RefSeq lists its product with no specific name. The transcript has a single exon. NCBI's taxonomy places the organism in Eukaryota, Viridiplantae, Chlorophyta, Mamiellophyceae, Mamiellales, Mamiellaceae. The record is from RefSeq and is a predicted model, not a curated record. Gene Ontology annotation, molecular function: ribonucleoside triphosphate phosphatase activity. The coding region runs from base 1 to 1404 and encodes 467 amino acids.
AUGUCGCCGAGCGCGGUGCGGCACGUGUUCCUCACCGGUCAGCCCGGCGUGGGCAAGACCACGUUGGUCCUCAAGGCAAUCGACGCGCUGAAGACGUCGCCGCGGACGAUCGGCGGCUUCAUCACCACCGAACGACGCGACGGACGCGGCGAGCGGUGCGGCUUCGACGUCGUAACCGUGGGGAUCGACCCGCCGUCCUCCGGCACCCUCGCCACCAAGGCUGCCGCGGGGUCCAGGCCCGGCAAGGGCGUCCCCGCGGUGGGUAACUACGUCGUCGACGUCGCCGACUUUGAGCGCGUCGCGUUGGACGUCCUCGGAAGAGACGCCGAUGGUCCGGGACGUCAAAGGCCCGACGUCACCGUCGUGGACGAGGUUGGAAAGAUGGAGCUCCACUGCGUCGAUUUCCUCCCCGCCGUUCGCAGAGCGAUGGAGGAUGAAUCCACGACGGUCUUCGGCACGAUACCCAUGCCGAGGUACGGACGAACCGUGCCCGCGGUGGAGGCGGUACGUCACGACCCGCGCGUCGCGGUGGUGCACGUGAGACGGGAGAACAGGGACGCCGCCGCCGUCGCCGUGGCUAAAGCGCUGCGAGAUGGACAUCUUGACAUCGACGCGUUGGUGCCGUUCCUGCAGGAGGGCCAAGCCGCGAAGCUGGGCCUGGCGAUGGAUGGUGGGGAUGGGGAUGGGGUGCCGACUGAUGGGGUGCCGACUGAUGGGGAUGGGGAUGGGGAUGGGGAUGGGGACCGGCGGGUGUUGGGUCGGGAGGAGCCGGAGGGAUGCCCCUGCCUCCUCGGCGGCGCACACGCGGCUCGCUUCCGCCCCGAGUGUUUCACGCCGGGAGACCUCCCGGACGUCGAACCCCGCGUGCUGCUCCUGGGCGAAACGUCGUCGCCCAAGCCGGCGGGAGGUUCGGCGCUGGCGAUGUACGAGGGGCGAAGCAUGUGGCGGGUCAUGGAACGUUUCCUCUUAUCGGCGUCCGACGAGGAAAAAGGUUCAUCCGUGUGCGACCACGCGACGCUCGUCAAGGCGGCCGUGCGGAGCGGCGUCGCCGUGUGGGACGUGCUGGCCGAGGUGCACGAAACGGCCGCACGAAACGGCUCGCGUCGGACGAAACGGGCGAAAACGGCCGCCGAUGGGGCUUCCAACGACGUCGUGGGUCUGUUGGAGCGCGUUCACACGAUCGAGUCGGUGUGCUUCAUCGGCGCAAAGGCGAGAGUCGCGUUUGCGAAAAACUUCGGCGGGGACAAAAACGACGCUUCGAUCACGGUGGAGAACGUCGGGCCCGCGGGUGGGGGAGUUUCCCGGGAGGUUUCGUUGAUCGUCCUGCCGAGCUCGAGCCGGGCGAACGCGCGGGUGUCGAUGGAGCAGAAGGCGCGCGCGUGGAGGGAGGCUCUGUCGCGGUGA